AUGUUGUUAAAACUUAUAUUAGUUUUGUCUGCCUUUGUGGCACUAAGCGUUUGCCAAUCACCGGAACUCGGUGGUUCAGGCAGUCUUAAUCAGUACUUCGCAUACACAAGAGCGGUACAAAAUGGACAACUAGGAGUACAAUUCAACAUGACUAUAGAAUCAAUUCAAGAGACUACUUUAAAUAUAAACUUGACUACGACUAUUAUCGUUCACGGACACCAAGGAUCAGCCAAGUCUUCUCUCAAUCCUACUGUUAAGGAUGCACUACUAACAAAUGAAGAUGCCAACGCAAUAAUUGUGGACUGGUCGCAAUUCUCUUCGCAAUCUUACGAAAAUGCCGUCAAAGCGGUUCCCAGCGUUGGGACAUACUUAGGGGCGAUGAUAGAAAAUCUGGUUGCUGCUAAUGUGACUACGCUGGACCAGGUCCACUUGGUUGGAUUCGAUCUAGGCGCUCACAUUGUUGGUUAUGCUGGGAGAACAUUAGGUGGUGAAGUCGCAAGGAUAACCGGGCUAGACCCAUCUGGCAAAAGUUGGGGUCCUAACACACCUCGCAUCAGCAAAGAAGACGCAAAAUACGUUGAAAUCAUUCACACGGACACCUUUGGAAUAUUUCCGAAUGGAAUCGGCGAUCCUAUUGGACACGCGGACUUCUACCCAAACGGAGGUGCCAGCCAGCCAGGAUGCUUUCUCUACAGACCAUGCUGUCAUAAACGGUCAUGGGAGUUGUUCGCAGCGUCUCUAGCCUACACUCAUUUGCAAGGGAACCAAUGCAGCUCCAUGCUGCAAAUGAAUUUGAACAACUGCCGAGGAUUCCUUCAUCCAAUGGGAACGAACGAGUUGGUUAAGCUUGGGAGUGGAAUAUACCGUUUGAACACAAAAUCAAAAUACCCAUUUUUACUUUCUUGGCUCUGA
Molecule: messenger RNA, 912 nt
Organism: Leptosia nina
Lineage: Eukaryota; Metazoa; Arthropoda; Insecta; Lepidoptera; Pieridae
Source: the annotation of a GenBank genome assembly